Messenger RNA from Eubalaena glacialis (North Atlantic right whale), 1653 nucleotides. It is a transcript of the gene CCDC170, whose product is annotated as coiled-coil domain containing 170. NCBI's taxonomy places the organism in Eukaryota, Metazoa, Chordata, Mammalia, Artiodactyla, Balaenidae. Gene Ontology annotation, cellular component: Golgi apparatus. Bases 1 to 1653 code for a protein of 550 amino acids. The record is from RefSeq and is a predicted model, not a curated record. The transcript is spliced from 9 exons. Gene Ontology annotation, biological process: microtubule cytoskeleton organization. Gene Ontology annotation, molecular function: microtubule binding.
AUGGGGCUGGGGAUGGAGUGGAUCCGGAGGGCUCUUCAAGGAGAAGACAUCUGUGCGGAGUUGUCGGAAACUUAUGAUCAUCUCUUGGAAGUCGCAGCUACUCCGGAGCAGUUAAACCACUAUCGGAAUGUGGCCGAGGCUGCCCGGAGUGAACUUGCAGCAACUCUGGUCAAAUUUGAAUCUGCUCGGUCUGAGCUUCGAGAACUGCGAUCCAAGAUGCUUUCCAAGGAAGUUUCCUGUCAAGAGUUGAAAGCUGAAAUGGAGAACUACAGAGAAAACAAUGCCAGAAAAUCGUCUCUCCUCACCUCUUUGAGAGACAGAGUUCAGGAGCUAGAAGAAGAAUCAGCGGCACUCUCCACUUCUAAAAUUAGAACUAAAAUCACAGCUCAGUCUGCAAUCAAGGAGAACCAGGAGUUAAAAAAGAAAGUUGUAGAACUGGACAAGAAAUUGCAAGAAUGUUUAAAGGAAAACGAGGAGAAUAAGGAUCAAGUCUCACAGAAUUGCAGGAAACAUGAGGAAUUUCUGGCUCAACUUCAUGACUGCCUAGAUCCAGGGAAGAAGAAUGAAAAGGCAUCAGAUGAAGAUUUAAUUCUAAAGCUUGGAGAGCUGUGCAAGGAAAACGCAUUCGUGAAAGGACAAAUUGUUACUCUUGAAGAGACUAAAAAUGUCCAUGAGAUGGAGGCAAAAGCUAGCAGAGAAACAAUCAUGAGGCUGGCUUCAGAAGUAAACAGAGAGCAGCAAAAAGCUGCCUCCUGCGUUGAAGAGAAAGACAAGCUGAACCAGGACUUGCUCAGUGCUGUAGAGGCGAAAGAAGCUCUUGAAAGGGAAGUUAAGAUCCUCCAAGAAAGGCUGCUGGCUGGCCAGCGGGUCUGGGAUGCCUCAAAGCAGGAACUGAGCCUCUUGAAGAGAAGCUCUCUGGAGUUGGAGAAGAGUUUGAAGGCCAGUGUGGAUGCAGCCGCAGCCUCACAGAGCGAGUACUCCUCAUUUAGGGAGAAAAUUGCAGCCCUCCUGAGGAGCAGCUCGGGCACGCUUAGGCCCACGGAGGAUGCCAUUCUGGAGAGGAUUCGAGAAAUGGGCGGCCGGGAAGAGAGCGGGAAACGGAUGGUCUCCCAGUUUGAAGCCCAAAUAUCUGAGCUUGUUGAACAGUUGGGAAAUGAGUCUGGGUUUCACCAGAGAGCUCUACAGAGAGCCCAGAAAGCAGAAAACAAGUUGGAGACUCUUCAGGGUCAGCUGACACACCUGGAGGGAGAGCUGGUCUCUGGAGACGUUUUACGAGACAACUUGAAUUUCGAGAAGCAAAAAUAUCUUAAAUUUCUGGAUCAGCUUUCAGAGAAAAAGAAAUUGGACCAGAUGGCUGCUGAACUUGGCUUCGACAUGCAUCUGGAUGUAGUUUUAGCUCGCACGGGGCAGCUGGUCUGCCUCGAGAGCAGUGCAGUCAUUGAAAACAAGACGAUUGCCUACAGUUUACAGAGAAAGGCUCAGAAAGAAAGACUGGAGAGCAAAGAGAUGCACAUGAACCGCCUCCGGCAAAAAAUAGCCCAGCUGGAGGAGGAGAUGCAGGUGCAUUCGGCAUCGGCUGUGGAGAGGGACGAGGCCAAGGCCACCAUCAGGAAGUUGCAGAAGAAGGUGGAGAGGCUGCAGAAGGAGCUGUGA